This is a messenger RNA of Didymodactylos carnosus, 975 nucleotides long. The record is from the annotation of a GenBank genome assembly. Lineage: Eukaryota; Metazoa; Rotifera; Eurotatoria; Philodinida; Philodinidae.
AUGAGUAAACCUUCACUACCACCCCAGCUGUCAUUAAUAAUUAAAAAUGUGGAUCUCAGAGUGGGUUUUAGUGAACUGUCUACUGAUCUGCAAGCUAAUUAUCCAAGCGUGAAAAAUGUAAUAAGAAUGAAAAACAAAUUUCAAAAUGAAAUUCGAUUAGUUAAAAUAGAAUUAUUAUCCACACAAGAUCGUAAUCAGCUGCUAGCUCGGGGUAAAAUAAUGAUUAAUCACAUUAGCUACGACGUGGUAGAAUAUCUAGCACCGGCUAAUGUUUUGAUCUGUUCUAAAUGCAUGGGACUUGGGCAUUUCAAAAAGCAGUGUAAAGAAACAACAGAAACAUGUAAAGUUUGUAGACUAGCAUGCCAAGAUUUAAAAAAUCACCAAUGUACUCAACAGGCUAAAUGUUUGCAUUGCGGAGGGAAUCACAACUCAAAUGCGUUAAGCUGUCCUGUUGUUAAGCAGUUUAGAGCCGAUCUUACGAAAAAAUUGCUAUCUAAUAUUAACUCGUAUGUUCAACCUAAAUUAGUUCAACAACCAAUAAAUAAUAAUAGCAACUAUAUGCAAUAUCUAGCCAAUUUUCCACCGUUGCCACUUUCACAUUAUACACCUGUCACGAACCCAAAUAGUGUGAUCAUACAAAAACUUGACGAAUUAAAUAAUAAUAUGAUGAAAAUUAAUAACCGCAUUGGAGAAUUAGUAAGAAAAACGGAUAAAUUAGAAAAAUUUAUGGUAGAAAAAAUUGAAUCAGAUACGGAAAAUUUAAAAAGAAUACAAAUGACAGAAAUGAUAUCUGAAGCUAAUAAAAGGGAUAUUAGCUCUCUAUUAGAUACAGUACAUUAUAUGGCUCAAUUUUUGUUAAAAUUAAAUGUUGAUCAAAAUGGUCGCACUAACGAUGCGAACUUUAAAUAUAACCUAGAAAGACAUUGUACUCAGCUGGCUAAAUGUGUGGAAAAGAAAGGUAAUCCAAAAAAAUGA